This is a messenger RNA of Morchella sextelata, 1062 nucleotides long. RefSeq lists its product as uncharacterized. The record is from RefSeq and is a predicted model, not a curated record. Lineage: Eukaryota; Fungi; Ascomycota; Pezizomycetes; Pezizales; Morchellaceae. Bases 1 to 1062 code for a protein of 353 amino acids. Gene Ontology annotation, cellular component: replication fork; Rad51C-XRCC3 complex. The transcript is spliced from 2 exons. Gene Ontology annotation, molecular function: four-way junction DNA binding; ATP binding; ATP-dependent DNA damage sensor activity. Gene Ontology annotation, biological process: resolution of mitotic recombination intermediates; double-strand break repair via synthesis-dependent strand annealing; telomere maintenance via recombination.
AUGAGUGACCUGCACACCCUCCUCCCAACCUACACACCCCCCACCCCCUCCUCUGCCGACCUCCUCACCGCCUUCUCUACCGCCCUCAUCCCCACCACCGACCUCCUAACCCAAGACGCCCUCGCCCUCUCCCGCCGCCUCGGCACCACCACCCUUGCCAGCGUCCUUGACAUUAAGCUCCUCACACACUCCAUCACGUCCGCCCUCCACGCCGACACCACCACCACCACCACCCCCACCCCCCAAUUCCUCACCACCGGCGACACCGCCCUCGACGCCCUCCUCGGCGGCGGCAUCCGCACCUGCUGCAUCACCGAGUUUGUCGGCGAGAGCGGAGCCGGCAAGUCCCAGUUCCUCAUACCCUUGCUAUUGACUGCGCAGCUCCCCGUAUCCCGCGGCGGCCUAGGCAGGAAUGCCGUCUAUAUCAGCACCGAGGCCCCCCUCAGCACCCCACGGCUCUCGCAGCUACUAGCAUCGGAUCAAUAUCCAGGGGCUUCCCUCGACGGAGUAUAUACAAUUACGUGUUGCGAUCUCGAAGCGCAGGAGCACGUCCUGCGCUACCAGCUGCCUGUUCUCGUGGAGCGGCAUAAUGUCGGGGUUGUGAUUAUCGAUAGUGUUGCAGCCAACUUCCGGGACGGGGAGGCGGGGGGCGCGGCAGCGAGGGCGAGGAGGGGAGGGGAGCUGGUGAGGAUGGCGGAGGGGUUGAGGGGGGUGGCGGUGAGGUGUGGCGUGGCGGUGGUGGUCGCGAAUCAGGUUGCGGAUUGGUUUGGUGGUGGGGGAGGUAAAGGGGGGGAGCUGGGUUUGGAUAUGCAGGCAAGGUGGUUUAAUGGCUGGGAGGAGGAGGAGGAGGGCGGCGAAGGCGGAGCGGCGAAGGUGCCGAGUCUGGGCAUGGUGUGGGCGUGUUUGCUGACGGUGAGGGUCGUGGUGAAGAGGGUGGAGGUUGGGGGCUCCUGGAGGAGGAGCGUGAGGGUUGUGUUUGCGCCGUGGGUCGGCGGCGGGAGUGAGAUGGGUUUCGAGGUGUGGGAGGGGGGGGUUAGGGCAGUGGUGGAGCCGGCGUCGUAG